Ailuropoda melanoleuca (giant panda) is the source of this 1864-nucleotide messenger RNA. It is a transcript of the gene DOP1A, whose product is annotated as DOP1 leucine zipper like protein A. The coding region runs from base 542 to 1840 and encodes 432 amino acids. NCBI's taxonomy places the organism in Eukaryota, Metazoa, Chordata, Mammalia, Carnivora, Ursidae. Gene Ontology annotation, cellular component: endosome; trans-Golgi network. The transcript has 10 exons. The record is from RefSeq and is a predicted model, not a curated record. Gene Ontology annotation, biological process: Golgi to endosome transport.
AGAUUUGAUAUAAGAAUAGGAAAUAAGGCCAGAGUGCAAGCUUGUGUGAUUGGGAAGAUGACAGUACUGUUUAUUUCAGUAAUGAAGUAAAAACAAAAAAACUGAGAAUAGUAAUAGUGCUUGACAGGUUAUAUUUCUAGUGUUGGAGUGAUAUCCUAAAAAAACGUAAGAGCAGGGUGUGAAAGUGAGGAGAGGUGUAAUAACAAUGAUAACAGUUCAUGGUUUGUCAGUGUUUCGGAGAAUACCCAGUUUUUGUGAAGGGACUCAAUAAAGAUUUUACAAUAAGCAACACCAUAUUUUGGUUCUGAUUCUGUUAGGUGCUUCAGAAUCUACCAAAAUAUCUAGAGUUAAUUCUUUUUCUUGCCAGGUAACACCUCAGCAAGGUUCUUUUGUUUUUUCAUGAUAUUAAUACUGUUCUAUUUCAUUUAAACCUUAAACCAUGAGACGAGAUGCCCAUUGGAAGAGAUGCAGAGGCCGGUCUGCCACAGGUAAUGAUUUUACAUGACUUUGGAACUGGUCUCUAGUGGGACGCUGUGGGAGGAUGAACACAGAAGAGCUAGAAUUACUGAGUGACUCCAAAUACAGAAACUAUGUAGCUGCAAUUGACAAAGCUCUAAAGAAUUUUGAAUAUUCCAGUGAAUGGGCAGAUUUGAUAUCAGCACUUGGAAAACUUAAUAAGGUUUUACAAAAUAAUGCAAAGUACCAAGUAGUACCCAAAAAGCUGACCAUAGGCAAGCGCCUAGCUCAAUGCCUACAUCCAGCAUUACCAGGUGGAGUUCAUCGAAAGGCACUUGAAACAUAUGAAAUUAUCUUCAAAAUCAUUGGACCUAAGAGACUUGCCAAAGAUCUUUUUUUAUACAGUUCUGGGUUAUUUCCUCUUCUUGCAAAUGCUGCCAUGUCUGUGAAGCCAACAUUGCUAAGUUUGUAUGAGAUCUAUUACCUGCCUUUGGGUAAAACACUGAAGCCUGGUCUACAAGGAUUGCUAACUGGUAUUCUGCCUGGCUUAGAAGAAGGAUCAGAGUACUAUGAGAGAACAAAUACCUUGUUGGAAAAGGUUGCUGCUGCAGUGGACCAGUCAGCCUUCUACAGUGCCCUCUGGGGUAGUCUCCUCACCAGUCCUGCUGUGCGGUUACCAGGAAUCACAUACGUUCUUGCCCAUUUGAACAGGAAGCUUUCCAUGGAAGAUCAACUGUAUAUAAUUGGCAGUGACAUUGAGCUAAUGGUAGAAGCAGUAAGUACUUCGGUGCAGGACUCAAGUGUACUUGUACAGAGAAGCACACUGGACCUCAUACUCUUCUGUUUUCCAUUCCACAUGAGUCAGGCCACUCGACCAGAUAUGAUCAGGAUCUUGUCAGCAGCCCUUCACGUAGUACUGAGGAGGGACAUGUCCCUGAACCGGAGGCUUUAUGCGUGGCUUCUCGGUUUUGAUAACAACGGUGCUAUCAUAGGACCCAGAAGCACGAGACACAGUAAUCCUGAAGAACAUGCCACUUACUAUUUCACUACCUUUUCGAAAGAAUUGUUGGUCCAGGCAAUGGUGGGGAUCUUACAAAUGAAUGGAUUUGGAGAAGAGAGCACUUUAAUGCAGGAUCUAAAACCUUUUCGUAUUUUAAUCAGUUUACUUGACAAACCUGAGCUAGGACCUGUAAUUCUGGAGGAUGUCCUAAUUGAAGUAUUUAGAACAUUAUAUUCUCAGUGCAAAGCAGAAUUGGAUCUUCAGAUGGAACCACCCUUCAGCAAGGAUCAUGCUCAGUUAAGCAGGUGGGUUAUCAAAAACCUAAGCAUUUGGGGCACCUGGGUGGCUCAGUCGUUGGGUGUCUGCCUUCGGCUCAGGCCGUGAUCCCGGGGUUCUGGGAUCGAGCCC